AUGCCGGCUUCCCGCAGGUCGCGGCUUCUCUUCGCCGCCGCCGUUUCCAUCCCUCUCGCCUCGGCCGCACAGAUCGACUACAAGCUUUCGACGACGGAGCUCAAUCGCACGUCGUGGGAACGCCAGCCGUAUGUCGCGAACGGCUACAUCGGCCAGAGGAUCCCCGCCGAGGGAUUCGGGUACCGCGAAGUCGUUCCGAACAAUGCGUCUGCACACGACGGGACGCAGGGAUGGCCGCUCUUCACGCCGAGGCAGACGGCUGCCAUCGUCGCAGGUUUCUACGACCAGCAAAACGAGACUGCCGGCACCAACUUUGACCAGAAGGGCGGCGAGCAGCCGAUCUCGACCCUUCCGACCUUCGACUCGCUCUACCUGACCAUCAACAACCAGACCCACUCGACCCUCACGCCCGACUCGCAGAUCGCCAACUGGUCGCAGUCGAUGUCGAUCGACGACGGUAUCGUCCAGACCAUGCUCGACUGGACGCCCGACGGCAUGAACAAGAGCGUCUCGCUCGAGUACACCGUCCUCGCGCACCGCGUCUGGCCCAACGUCGCCGCGGUCCGCUUGAGUGUACAAGGCCUCACGCAGGACAUGCAGGUCGCUUUCACCGACGUCCUUGACGGCGUCGGCGCCUGGCGUACCGACCCCGUCUCGGCAGGACCCGUCCCGAACUACACGCAGAUCAUCCACUCGGCCGUCCGCCCGUACGGCAUUUCGAACGUCACGGCGUACGAAGUCUCGCUCAUGGACGCCUGGCCUCACUCGGCGGGCUGGACGAACGACACCGGCGCGAACUGCAUCACUCAGCAGGGCGUCUUGACCACCAACGCCUCGACCGCAUCGCAGUGCUACCGCGCGACUCGGGUCCCGCAGAACGGCCGCCUCGACGCGGUCAAGUACGUCGGCAUCGCCUCGUCCGACUCGUACCCCGGGUCGGAGCUCGCGACGGCGCUGCAGGCCGCCAAGCACGCCAACGCGACGGGAUGGGAUGCCAUGGUCAACCAGCACCAGCAGGCGUGGAAGCAGGUCUGGAACGAUGCGGACAUCGUCAUUAACGGCGACUCGGAGGAGUUCCGCGAGAUCCAGCUCGCGACUCGUGCCAGUCUCUUCCACAUCCUGACGAACCUUCGCAACGGCUCCGAGCCGACUGGCCGCGGCGACACCUCGAUGGGUCCCGCAGGCUUGACGUCCGACUCGUACGCCGGCCAGGUCUUUUGGGACUCCAUCACUUGGGUCGCCCCGUCGCUCUUCACGCUCCAACCCGACUACGGAGAGAACAUCAUCGACUACUACCACCGCCAGCUCGGCGCAGCCGAAGUGAACGCACGCGAGUUCAACCUCAGCGGCGCCUUGUUCCCGUGGACCAACGCUCGCUUCGGCAACUGCACCGGUGUCGGACCUUGCUAUGACUACGAGUACCACCUCAACCCCGACAUCGCUCUCGCCGCGUGGCAGUACUUUGCGGCGACGGGCAACAAGACUUGGUUGCAGGAGAAGGGAUACCCGCUCAUUCGGGGCGCGGCCGACAUGAUCGCGACGUUCGUCAAGUACAACGAGACGACUGGACAGUACUACACGACCAACAUGACCUCGCCGGACGAGUACUCGAACCACAAGAACAACUCGGCGAUGACCAACGGAGCCUUCGCCGUCACCCUUCAGCACGCACAAGAAGUCGGCAGCAUGCUCGGUUACGACUCGCCAUCGAACUGGACCGCCAUCCGCAAGAACAUCACGAUGCUCCAGGCGCCGAGCGGCAUCCUCCUCGAGUUCGACGGCUUCAACGGCACCACGGCCGUCAAGCAGGCCGACGUCGUCUUGCUCGAGUACCCGUACGAGUACCCUCGCAGCCCUUCGGCGGCCCUCCAGGACCUCGACUUCUACUCAAUCGCGACCUCGCCUAACGGUCCCGGAAUGACUUACUCGAUCUUCUCAAUCAUCGCCGCCGAACUCUCGCCCGUUGGAUGCGCCUCGUGGUCGUACUUCCUCCAGUCGUCGCAGCCGUAUGCUCGCGCGCCUUACUACCAGUUCUCGGAGCAGACCAGCGACGUCUACGCCGAGAACGGCGGCACGAACCCCGCCUACACGUUCUUGACCGGACAUGGCGGAUACCUCCAGACGCUCACGCACGGUUUCACCGGCUACCGCUUCCGCACCGACCGCCUCUACUUCGACCCGAUCCUCCCGCCGCAGUUCUCGCAGGGCUACACCCUCAAGGGCUUCAAGUGGCAGGGCGGCGUCUACGAGAUCCAGGUCGCACAGGACAACACGAAGAUCACCUGGAAGAGCGGCGGAAGCAGCCAGAACGUCACCGUAGAGAUCGCCAAGGGCAACUCGAAGGCCGGCAACCACACCCUGACUCCUGGCCAGUCGCUCACUGUCCCGACUCGCGCUACCUCGGGCGCGCUCGUCGACGGCAACAUCGCUCAGUGCCAGACCGUCCUCACGAACGACACCCGCUUCGGGCUCGAGAACAACACCAUCGUCCCCGGCGAGUAUGCGCUCUCCGCUAUCGACGGCGCUAACGCGACGACUUGGCAACCGCUCACGGCCAACAAGACGUCGAUGACGAUUGACCUUACCAGCGUCAAGACGAUCAAGGGCUUCCACAUGAACUGGGGACCUGAGCCUCCAACGACCUUCUCGAUCUCGAUCGCCAACUCGUCGUCCGACGUCGCAGCUGCCAUGUCCUCGCCUAUCGCGUCGGGCAACGUCAGCAUUUCGGCGCCGUUCAACGCUCAGUCUGCGAACCAGGUCGCCAUCCAGAUCGGCAACCUCACGGACGCCUCGCUCCCUCAGCCCGUCUUCGCUCGCUACGUCAGCCUGACCGUCGAGGGCAACCAGUCGCCCGGCGCCAAGUACGGCCCGACUGUCGCCGAGUUCGCCGUUCUCGGCGCGUGA
This is a messenger RNA of Rhodotorula toruloides NP11, 2904 nucleotides long. Its product is annotated as glycoside hydrolase family 65 protein. Gene Ontology annotation, cellular component: fungal-type cell wall. The record is from RefSeq and is a predicted model, not a curated record. The coding region runs from base 1 to 2904 and encodes 967 amino acids. The transcript is spliced from 12 exons. Lineage: Eukaryota; Fungi; Basidiomycota; Microbotryomycetes; Sporidiobolales; Sporidiobolaceae. Gene Ontology annotation, molecular function: alpha,alpha-trehalase activity. Gene Ontology annotation, biological process: trehalose catabolic process.